AUGCUUAAUCCAAGGGAGAUUGAUUAUUUUGUUCACCCAGAGAGCAAACUGUAUUCGAUUGUUAAGUCCAAUUUCAAGCGAAGCACUUCUAAGAUAAUAAAAAGCACACCAUAUCCGGAACUGAAAACCGAUUAUUAUUCUGUAGAUACAUUCAGCGCAGGUUCGACACGGAAAAUUAUUCAUAUCCAGGAGUCUGUAUCACGCGUUUUCAGAACAAAUAGUAACCCGAACGCCAUCAAUAUAGUAGGACUGGAUUUUUAUGGGAUACAGAAAAUAUGGUCAGAGCUCAUAAGAUUCAUGUUUGGAUGUGGUCAGAAGACUAGUCUACAUUUUGCUAUUCCUAAUUUAGACAUCUACUUAAAGGAUGAUCUAGGAAUUGGUGAUUUUCUCCUUUCCCUACUUGUUAUAGGUGUUGCAUCAAUUGUUGAUUUUUUUGCCUCAAGAGAGUUGAAUUCAGAAAAAAUCGACAACGUGUUACUUGAGUUUACAGUUUACAACAACAAUUACGGGAGAUUCAUCGCGGACACUUUACAUUUUUUUUGUGAAAAUACAUUAAACCUACGAGUAUCACACAGUUUUUGUUCUUCCGCUGAAAGAGACAUUUUUUAUCAUAAUUUCUUCUCAUCGAUAGUCAGUGUAGAGAUUUCGUCUCUAAGCGAAUUGGUAGAAAAUGUUAGGUCUCAAUGCGUCGACAGACACGAGGAAUUAUGUGAUUUUGAAGUAUCUGAAAAUGUAUCGUCAACUCUAGCGCCUAUUAUACUACUUAUCGUGCCGCUACUCAACUCAAUUCGUCAUAGUUUAAAGAAGAGUCUCCUUGACAGCUACUCCUAUGAGCCUAUUAUCGUGUUUUCAGAUAUAGAUUGGGAUGCAAGUAUAUUGGAUCAGAAGACACCAAUUAUUUUUUUCUGUUCAUCGGCAUGGAUAUCACAACAGGCUUGUCUUACAAAAUACGAGCAGGUUUUGAGUAAGCUUAAUAUAAAGACGAUUCUUCAUUGUGGCUUCAUUGAAUUUGGGUUGACAAUUGAAGAAGAAUUGGUCGAGACGAUAACGUGUAUAAAGGUCCUCAACCAGUCAUCAUUUGAUAUUUCAUUUGUAAAGCAUUCACCACAAUCAUUUUCCAAGAGCAUUGCAUAUCCUCCUAGAGCGGACUUGAUUGAAGUGGCUGGAAAUGUUAUUCUUCUCAUGUUUCGGCUAUUUAUGAUGAGGUUUGAUCCGGUUUCGAAACAACCAUUUUUCACUUUCCAAAGAAAUAUUUUUUUCACCGAAAGGGCAUGGAGACUCUACCUAGAGUGCGUCUCUAGGCUAUCAUUAGGAGGUCUUAUAAAAAAGGCUUAUGGUCAGUCUGACUGUCCGACAGUAGAGUUGACUGUGUUAGGAAGGCUCCUAUCAUUUAGGUUCAGACUUUCCGAAAGCAACAUCGAAGGACCAGAGUUGUCACUCAUAGAUGCGAAAAUAGUAGUUUGGUCACACUUACUAAGACAGCAUUUUCAAGACGUUUGUGGACUCAUUCAGGAAAGGUAUAUUUUUAAGGAUUGGAUUGAGUCUAAUGUGAAGAGAUUUUGUGACACUUAUAACAUAAUUUUUACUGAUAACAGGGCUAAUGGUUUUCAGUCUUUAAUACGUCAACUCUCUAAUGUUGGAAUAAAUGAUUUGAAUGACGGGAAAAGGACACACAUUAUUUUGAGUGCGACAUCGGGAAGAAGGGUUCCUAUUCAGUUGCAUUUGUCAGAUCGACGUGUCACAACGUGUCGCGGUUGGUUUGAGCAGGCACCACUUCAAACAGGUCUUGUUACAGAAAAAAGAAGUGUUGAUACUUUUUGUUUUCCUCCUAGUUCUUUGUACUGUGAUAUUGAGGUUGCGUCGAAAGGGUCUAUUCUUCGAAUCCAAUGUCCAACAGAAGUGUCGUACCCUAUCAUUGUUGCUUACUUAAUCUUGCACAUUUCCCUCCAUAACAACUGCAUUUUUGUUGAAUCGUUGGGAGCGGUGCCACCUAUAUCUCUUCCUAUUAAUAUACUACAGUCACACACGAUGCUAACUUUGUUAGAGGAUUCAGAACUAGAUAAUGCGGGAUUAUGGCUUGAUGGGAUCAUGUGUGAUGCGGCUUUGGCACCUUCAGAUUCAUCUAUGCUAGUCCAUCUUUUGUUGAAGGGGCAAAAUUUUAUUAGAAUAUGUGAAAGAGCUCCUUUUACACGCAAAAGAAAAUUAUAUAAAACUGAACGUAAAGAUAAUGUUAAUCAAGACACAAGUGGAGUAUUUACCGGCGUUACACCGAGAUCGUUAUCUGAGGCAGAUACAGUAGAGGAAUUUGUAAGUUUGGUAACCACAAUUGGUAGAGAAAAGGCAGAGAAUACAUUUAGGUACAAAAAGGGGUUUGCAUUUCUAGAUCCAAGUCAUUAUCUUAACCCGUACUACCUCCACCUUCUAACUAAAAGCGUUUAUCAGUGA
Phytomonas sp. EM1 is the source of this 2445-nucleotide messenger RNA. NCBI's taxonomy places the organism in Eukaryota, Euglenozoa, Kinetoplastea, Trypanosomatida, Trypanosomatidae. The record is from the annotation of a GenBank genome assembly.